AUGCAGAUCAAGAACCUCGUCGCAGCCCUCGCGGGCAUGGCCGUCGUCGCUGAGGCCGGCGUCACCUUCAUGGACAUCGACUCUCCUCUGAGCGCCGCCUUGGCUAAGCGUCAGCAGCGUGGUGGAAACCGUGGUGGAAACCAGGGCAACAACGGCCAGAACAACAACAACAACAACAACGGAGGCAACAACGGCCAGCUCUGCUUGCAGCAGAACGCCGUCCAGAAGGGUUCUCAGUCUGCCGGAACACCUGCUGCCCAGCAGGCCCAGUCCGCUACUGACAACGCCAAUUUCAUCAAUUUCUGCUCCGGCGAGACAGUCACCGACGGCAAGCAGAUCACCGCUGGAUCUUGCAACGGUAUCGUCAUGGGCAAGAUUCCCGCCAACACCAAGAUGGUCUCCACCGUCCUGCAGAACCCUCCUCACAACGGCAACAUUCAGGCCAACCAGGACUUUGACGUUGAACUCAAGGUCAACAACCUGGCUGCCGGUUCCUUCACUGAUGCCCAGGCCACCUACUACUCUGCUCCCCAGGACCUAAACGGCCAGGGCCAGGUCGUCGGUCACGUUCACGUCACCAUCCAGGACAUGGGCAACUCCCUCACCCCUCAGCAGCCUCUGGAUGCGUCCAAGUUCGUGUUCUUCAAGGGUAUCAACGAUGCCGGUGAUGGCAACGGCAACCUCAAGGCCACCGUCACUGGUGGUCUCCCUGCCGGAAACUACCGCGUCUGCACCAUGUCUUCCGCCUCCAACCACCAGCCUGUUCUGAUGCCCGUCGCUCAGCGUGGUGCCCAGGACGACUGCAACAAGUUCACCGUUGGCGGAAACGGCGGCAACAACGGAGGAAACAACAACAACAACAACAACGGCCAGAACAACAACAACAACAAUAACGGCCAGAACGCCAACAAUGGCCAGAACGCCAACAACGGCCAGAACGGCGGCAACCGCGGAGGUAAGCAGAACGCCGGAAAGAGGGCUCAAGGCGGCAACCGCGCUGCUGGUGCGGGACAACGAGGCGCCGGUCAAGGAGCCUUUCCUGGAGGAUUCCCUGGUGCUCCAAAUGGAGGUUUCCCUGGUGCUCAGAAUGGAGGAGGCUUCCCUGGCGGCCAGAACGGUGGAAACCCGUUCGGGCAAGGCCAAUUCCCUGGAUUCGGUAACCCUGGUGCGGCCACUUCACAAACCCAGUCCGGACAGAAUGCACAAGGUUCCGCAGAUGCUAACACGUCCGCUCAGGACGGGGACGCCGCCAGUAAACCCGCCUCGUCGGCAACUUCUUCGGUAGCCUCGUCGGCAGCGGUGCCGACCCAGACCGGAGGCGCCUCCGGCAACUCCAACAACGCCAACGGUAACUCUUCCGGAUCCGCUGGUGGCAAGGGAGGCGCAACGUCGAACGCAAUCCUCGGGCUCGCGGCCCCGGCGGUCACGGACUCGGGCGAUAGCAGCCGACCCUUCUCCGUCAACGGCAACUCUUUCAUCUCCAAGGCCAACGCCGUGCAGCGUGCCUGCGACAUUCAACGGAAUUCCUGCUUCAAUGCUAUCAACGGUGGACAGGGUAACGGGGCUUCCACAUCCGAAUGCGAUGCCCAGGUCCAGGCCUGCAUCCAGGAGCUCUCGUAA
Messenger RNA from Colletotrichum gloeosporioides, 1620 nucleotides. RefSeq lists its product as uncharacterized. The record is from RefSeq and is a predicted model, not a curated record. Lineage: Eukaryota; Fungi; Ascomycota; Sordariomycetes; Glomerellales; Glomerellaceae. Bases 1 to 1620 code for a protein of 539 amino acids. The transcript is spliced from 4 exons.